AAAUUCUAUAGACCACAACAAACAUUAACGGGGCCAUCGCCGGCAACUGCGGGUUGUCAAUCGCUCCAUCGAGCGGUCCGUUGUGUGGUCGCUUGGUGCCCCGAACCGAGCUGAUGAUCGAAGAUCAUCUUGAAUCUCCAUUCUUCGCCGUCUCCAGUCCCAGACCCCCCAGUCGGGCGUGAGCGUUUUGUCUUUUCUGUUCUUUAAUCUACGUUUCUUGCUUCUUGUGAACUCCGUGUCGUCGAUUAUACCGCCAGCCUUACCGGGUCGCCGCCCGCAGGUUUAAUCGACAGCCCGACCUUAAUAACUGGUGUAUAGUGAUAAUAAUGAACUAAUCUGCACAACAUGCGCUCGACCGGACCUUCAACGAGUCUCCCAGCACGGAGAGCUCUCCACGAGCGCAAUCCGUCCCAGACGAACGAGUCCUCCCCACCAGCGUCCCUCCGAGCCUCGAGUAAUAAACACGCCGGUCAGGAAGAACACGAUGUGUACUCAGCUACGCCGUAUCCGACCAAGCCCGAGCAGAUUCUCCUCCCGCGGCCCGGAAAAGGACAUGAAUUUAUCCCGGAUUCCCGAUUCCAUCUCGACGAAGCACCGGAUCAUUAUGCUGGGAAUACCUCGACGGAGUUAAGCCACAUCGCCGACAGCAGCUUUUUCCAGCGGUCCGCCAGUGAUCCUUGGGAUUUAUCCUCGACGUUCGAUGCCGCAAACACCCCGUCGCAAGUAUGGGAAGACGAUCCGUUGUCGAGCAAGUCAUCAUUCCCCGAUCUCUUGCCUCCAGAAGACAAACCCAGCGGCCCCAAGUCCGAUUCCGCUUCUAUUGCCGCUUAUUCAGAUGAGGAACCGAAUACAUUACCCCUGGUCCCUCCAACAAUCAAGCCCGUGAUGUCACGAACCUCAUCGCGUCACCCAUCUGGUCCGGAAAUCCUUGGCUCAGGCCAUUCUAGCCCGAACGUGGUUCCUAUCGGACCUCCAUCUAGUCCGAACUUCGUGGCCCUCGACAACUCGAGUUUGAACUUUGUGCGCCUUGGUGCCUCUUCAAAUCCAGGCUCGGUUACUCGAUCUAACUCCUUAUCGUCUUUAAAUUCCUUGGGAACGGUCAUCAGGUAUAUCGGAGCGGCUCAAUGGACUCACGGUUCAUCCUCCGAACAAUCGAGCUCGCUUUCGCGUUCACGCUCACAGUCAUUCCGGUCUAAUCCCUCCAAUCAGGUGCACCCAGUCCAAUCGAACUCAACGCUUCCACGCGGGCGGAGCCAUUCUCGCUCUCUCACAUCCUCAUCGCGGAGCGGGCCGAAUUCCGAUAUCCAGGCGAUCGUCGACAGCGGGGUUUUCUUGCAAUAUCCGACAAUACGCGCUCCUUCAUCGUCAAGCUCAAGGGUCGAUGUAUCUACUUCCGAGGUUGUCGCGGAGCCCAUCCCCCCGGAACCUACCACUGAUUUCUCUUCGGAUCGCUUCAAAACUCAUUUGUCGACAGUCACAUCUCGAUGGUCGGCAGAGUGCGAUUCGAACUAUGCUGAAGGAUCUAGCAACAACUCUCUGGCAGAGCCUAGACGGCCUUCUCCAGCCCUGGUCCGCCCAAAGCCAACGUCUUCAUCUGUGUGGCUUGUGAAUGAAGUGGAGGACUCGGACGGCGACGAACAGCAGGACGAUGUGGCAAACUUGCCCGCGCGCCCCUCGAACCCAGCAGUGCCCAGCAGCCUUUCGUCCGGAUCUAGAUCCCGACGAAGCAGUAUGCGAAGCACCAAGCGGCCGGGAACAAGUUCGACCAUCCAUAACAUUUUGCCCAACUGGGCUAGGAUGUACUAUGGGCGCUCCGAAGCGCAACCUGCCCAAUCAGGUUUACCCACGGUAGAGGGAAGUCGCCCACCAUCCUUACGGCCAGCUACGGCGAGUACAAAUGGCGCUCUUUACCGCAUGCCCACAGCUCACAGCCAUACUCGAACAAUGACUAGUGACCUCCGAAGCGUACGGUGGGAGGCACCACCGAGCGAUCCACGCGACCCUCGAAGCCAUUGGGUAAAAGAUCCAGAACUCGAAAGAAGGGACACCCGCAAUCGGCUACGCAGCAGCUGGUCGCCACACCUGUUGCCUGAUCGACGUGCGACGGGCCCACGGAAGGGCACGCGGGGAGCUCCAUCCCUCGACUCCAGGAUGGAACCUCUAUUCGGUCGGCGAAAUAUCCAAGUCUGGUCAUUUUGUGUUGGGUUCAUCUUCCCUCUUGCCUGGCUGGUCGCCUCAUUCCUCCCUUUGCCGAAACAAUCGGAAAUGGUCAUGCAGGAUGACCCCGAGUCCCAGCUCGAAACAAGCCUACGUAUGCGACUUUUCGACCUUCAGAGAAGACGCUACGAAAAUGCCCGAUGGUGGAGAAAGCUCAACCGGUGGAUGAACCCUUUGGGAUUAGUAAUCGUCACAAUUGUGAUCACUUUAGCAGUUGUCGGUACAACAGUGGGCUUCUAGGGUUGAUCAAAAACCUGAGCCCCCUGUUCUAUGUUCUUUGCAAGUCCAUCGCGCUUGCAGCUUCUGCCUGAUCAGGGCGCCGAGGUACAUCGGCUGCCUUGGCGCUCCCUGCGCAGGCCAUGCCUGCGCCUGCAUUGCAUUGUGUAUGCUCGAAUUGACUUUCGCAUCGCAA
This is a messenger RNA of Aspergillus fijiensis CBS 313.89, 2629 nucleotides long. Its product is annotated as putative serine-rich protein. The transcript is spliced from 3 exons. The coding region runs from base 346 to 2457 and encodes 703 amino acids. The record is from RefSeq and is a predicted model, not a curated record. NCBI's taxonomy places the organism in Eukaryota, Fungi, Ascomycota, Eurotiomycetes, Eurotiales, Aspergillaceae.